AUGGCAGCUCUCGUCACCACCGCCGCUACCGACAUGCCCCCAAACCUUCCUCGGCUAGUAUCCGCCAUAACCACUCUCCUGCAACGCUUAGACCCCAAAAACCUUAACCAUUCUUCGCCGCCGGACACCUCAAUUCUCAACAAAUUUUCUCCAUACUUAACGCACGACGUAGUCGUCGAAACCAUCAACUCCCAAACGAACCCUUUCCAUUCCCUCUUCUUCUUCAACUGGGCUUCAACCCUGAGCCCGAACCCAAACCAGUACUUCCACAACCACCACUGCUACAUUGCCAUCACUGACAAGCUGCUCUCCCGCCGCCUCUUUUCUUUGGCCACUAAACUUCUUGAGAGCCAUCACAGGCUCUCUGAUUUCAUGGUGAGUAAGCUCAUCAAGGCCCAUGGCGAUUUGGGCCACCUAAGGUGUGCGAUCAAGCUUUUCCAUGGUGUGAGGAAAAGAGAAAAUGAGUGUUGUUUGUUUUCCUUCAAUUCCCUGUUGGGAGUCUUUGUAAAGGCUAAUAGAGUAGAUUUGGUGUGGAUUUUUUUGGGAAAGAUGAUAAAGAAGGGCGAUAUGCAGCCGGACAUUUCCACGUGUACUAUAAUGAUCAGUGGGUUCUGCAAAGCAGGCAUGCUUGAGCAUGCCCAGAAGGUGUUUGAUGAAAUGGGUGUGAAUAAAAACGUGGUGACUUACAAUACUAUGGUUAAUGGAUUUUGCAAGAAGGGUUUAAUGGAAAAAGCACAAACGAUUGUUAAUGAGAUGGUUGAUAGGGGGAUAGUUUUGCCCAAUGUUGUUACUUAUUGUACCCUGAUUGAUGGGUAUUGUAGGAAAGGACAGAUUGUUGAGGCUAUGAGGUGCUUCGAUGAAAUGGCGAGUAGGAAUUGUGAGCCAAACAUGUUGACUUACAGUGCAUUGAUUCAUGGGUUGUGUUUGAAUGGGAAUGUCGAUGAGGCAAGGAGAAUGAUGGCAAGGAUGAGGCUGAGUGGAUUUAGGGACGACAUUGUGAUGCAUACAAGUUUGUUGAAGGGGUACUGUAUUGCAGGAAGAUCGAACGAGGCUAUCAAGCAUUUUAAAGAAAUGGUUAGCCUUGGAAUGAUUCUUGACGAAAAAACAUAUGAUGUUAUUGUGAAGGAGUAUUGCAAAACGAAGAGGCCAAAUGACGCGAUUGCUUUGAUAAGUGAAAUGAGAGCUCGAGGUGUCAAUCCAUGUGUAUAUACUCUUAAUUAUGUGCUUUCAUGUCUUGUGGAACUAGCUGAGGCUGAUAAAGCCAUUCUUCUCAUCAAACAGAUGCCCCAACUGGGCUGCCACCCCAAUUUCCUGUCAUAUAACAUACUUAUAUCCAGCCUUGUGAAGUCUAAAGGAAGAAUGCGAGAAGUUGAGAUGCUUAUGAACGACAUGCUCGGGAAUGGUCAUGUCCCUGAUGCCACCAUGUACAGUUGCCUGGUUAAGGGGUAUUGUGAGGAUGGAAAUGAGGAAAUGGCAGUUCGGGUUUUAAGGGAAAUGAUGGAUAAGCGAUUGGUAAUUAACCUCGAGUGCUUUGCAGUUUUCGCCAAGGAAUUUUGUGCUAAAGGGAAGGUGUUUGAAGUUGAAAACCUUUUCCUGCAGAUGCAAAGCAACUGUUCUAUGACAGAUCUAAAUAGUUACCAGAAGAUCUUAAAUGAGCAUUUAUCACAGUUAGUGAACUAA
Messenger RNA from Ipomoea nil (Japanese morning glory), 1680 nucleotides. RefSeq names its product pentatricopeptide repeat-containing protein At4g11690-like. The transcript has a single exon. Bases 1 to 1680 code for a protein of 559 amino acids. Lineage: Eukaryota; Viridiplantae; Streptophyta; Magnoliopsida; Solanales; Convolvulaceae. Gene Ontology annotation, molecular function: protein binding. The record is from RefSeq and is a predicted model, not a curated record.